Messenger RNA from Trifolium pratense (red clover), 974 nucleotides. Its product is annotated as SUMO-conjugating enzyme UBC9. Bases 257 to 703 code for a protein of 148 amino acids. NCBI's taxonomy places the organism in Eukaryota, Viridiplantae, Streptophyta, Magnoliopsida, Fabales, Fabaceae. Gene Ontology annotation, molecular function: ubiquitin conjugating enzyme activity. Gene Ontology annotation, biological process: protein polyubiquitination. Gene Ontology annotation, cellular component: nucleus. The record is from RefSeq and is a predicted model, not a curated record. The transcript has 5 exons.
ACAACAUCUUACGCAAGGAUAGUUUAGACUUAUUCGGAACAAUCGAUUUUGUGAUAUUUUUAUGGGUCCAAUUAUUUUUCAAAACUAUUAUUAUAUUCCCAUAUAAAAGAAAUUAAUAUAUUAUCUCCCAAUCACAAAAUUUCAAAAAAGCACCAAAUACCAUUUAUUUAUAUUCAACAACUCGUUUCCAUUCGUUCUUCGAUUCUUUUGCAAAUUCAAAGGAGGAUCUCGCUUGCGUUUUCUCUUGGUUUUUGCUAUGGCUUCAAAGCGGAUCUUGAAAGAACUCAAGGAUUUGCAGAAGGAUCCUCCAACUUCAUGCAGUGCUGGUCCUGUUGCCGAAGAUAUGUUUCAUUGGCAAGCAACAAUUAUGGGUCCUCCAGACAGCCCUUACUCUGGAGGUGUUUUCCUAGUUACUAUUCAUUUCCCUCCAGAUUAUCCCUUUAAGCCUCCCAAGGUUGCAUUCAGGACAAAGGUAUUUCACCCAAACAUUAAUAGCAACGGAAGCAUUUGCCUUGAUAUACUAAAGGAGCAGUGGAGCCCUGCUCUAACCAUUUCCAAGGUGUUGCUCUCUAUCUGCUCCCUGUUGACAGACCCAAAUCCCGAUGAUCCUUUGGUUCCUGAAAUUGCUCACAUGUACAAGACAGACAAGAACAAGUAUGAAUCAACUGCAAGAAGCUGGACCCAGAAAUAUGCCAUGGGCUAACGAUUAACCAAAUGGUAUGUGGAGGGAGAGCCAUUUUUACUUAAAAUGUCUAGGCCUAACAGCCUUUGUAUGAAAAAUUGUUGUCUUCAAUUAAGGUCCCCUCCAUUUAAGAAUGAAUUGGGGAAAAUUUCUCAUGUUGUUUGUAUUAUGCAAAAGGCAAAGUGCUACUUUCAAAACAACGAAAUGUAACCCAAUUAAAAGUUUGUUCAAUGUGUUAACCUAUGUAUUAAUAGUUUCAUGAUACACGUAAGAGAUUGUUUGGCUUGUUUUA